Archocentrus centrarchus (flier cichlid) is the source of this 4029-nucleotide messenger RNA. RefSeq names its product dihydrolipoamide branched chain transacylase E2 (gene dbt). The transcript has 11 exons. Gene Ontology annotation, cellular component: mitochondrion; cytoplasm. Lineage: Eukaryota; Metazoa; Chordata; Actinopteri; Cichliformes; Cichlidae. Gene Ontology annotation, molecular function: lipoic acid binding; acetyltransferase activity. The coding region runs from base 64 to 1557 and encodes 497 amino acids. The record is from RefSeq and is a predicted model, not a curated record.
AGAAGAGAAGGUGGCGCUGGGCGCUGAUUGGCUGCUGAGAGGGGCGUGCGGCGGACCGCGGACAUGGCGGCGGUGACCAGAAGCCCUUUUGUCGCGUUUCGGCGGCUGCUGAGUUGCCGCCAACAAUUUCGGCCGCAGACCUUCAGACCUCACAGGACCGGUCAGCCAGUCGCUUUCAGAUGUGACAGGAACCUCCAGAUUUUCAGCUGCAGAAUGCUCCAUGCUGCUGUCGUGAAUCGAGGACCCAUCGUCCAGUUCAAACUGUCUGACAUCGGCGAGGGAAUCACAGAGGUGACCGUCAAGGAGUGGUAUGUGAAGGAGGGCGAUAAAGUUUCUCAGUUUGACAGCAUCUGUGAGGUUCAAAGCGACAAGGCAUCAGUCACCAUCACUAGCCGCUACGACGGGGUCAUCAAAAAACUCUACUAUGAUACAGACACCACAGCCAUUGUAGGGAAACCAUUGGUGGAUAUCGAGACAGAGUCCAGUUCAGAGGUGAUCCAGGAGGAGGACGUGGUGGAGACGCCCGCCAUGGCUCGAGAAGAACACACCCACCAGGAGAUCAAAGGUCACAAGACCCAGGCCACGCCUGCAGUCAGACGCCUCGCCAUGGAGAAUAAUAUAAAGCUUAGUGAGGUGGUGGGGACGGGCAAAGAUGGGCGGAUCCUGAAAGAGGACAUCCUGAACUUCCUGGCAAAGCAGACGGGAGCCAUAUUGCCUCCGACCCCAUUCCAGGAGAUCCAGACUCCACCCCAGGCACCCGCUGCUGCUGUUCCUGUUGCUGCUGCCGCCGGGCCUGUGAGGACUAAGGUAGCUGUGAAACCUCCACCUACUACACCGAAACCUGUCUUCACGGGCAAGGAUGUCACAGAGCCCCUCAAAGGUUUCCAGAAAGUGAUGGUGAAGACGAUGACGGCGGCGCUGAAGAUUCCUCACUUCGGUUACUGUGACGAGGUCGAUCUGAGCCGUCUGGUGGCUCUGAGAUCAGAACUCAAGCCCAUUGCUGACAGUCGCGGUGUCAAACUGAGCUACAUGCCCUUCUUCAUCAAGGCUGCUUCCCUUGGUCUCCUCCACUUCCCGAUUCUUAAUGCUUCAGUCGACGAAGGUUGCCAGAACAUCACCUACAAGGCGUCUCAUAACAUCGGCCUGGCGAUGGACACCGGUCAGGGUCUGCUGGUUCCUAAUGUGAAGAACGUUCAGUUUCUCAGCGUGUUCGAGAUCGCUCAGGAGUUAAACCGCCUGCAGACACUCGGAGCUUCAGGUCAGCUGGGCACCGCCGACCUGACAGGGGGGACCUUCACGCUGUCCAACAUCGGAUCGAUCGGAGGGACGUACGCCAAACCGGUGAUCCUCCCUCCAGAGGUCGCCAUCGGAGCGCUGGGAAAGAUCCAGGUGCUGCCGCGGUUUGAUGUUGGCGGUCAGGUGGUCCCAGCUCACAUCAUGAAGGUCAGCUGGUCGGCAGAUCACCGCAUCAUUGACGGCGCCACCAUGUGUCGCUUCUCCAACCUGUGGAGGGAGUACCUGGAGAACCCAGCCAGCAUGGUGCUGGACCUCAAAUAAACAGUUUCCCAUCAGCCCCCGGGGAAGACGAGACGCCGCACUGACAGACCUUCGCUGCUCCCCCUCCUCCCUCCGCCUUCAGUUCCUCUUUCAGUUUGAGGCCUUCAUGUCCACUCGCUGUCAUUUCCUUGUUGCCUUUGAGCAAGGUGCUGGGAGGAGAGGGGGAGGGGUUGACCUGUCAGAGCCCACGCGCACACACACGCGCGCGCACACACACACACACACACACACACACAGAGUGAUAAUAGGUUAAUGGUUUGAUGGAGUCUCCCUUCCAUCUGAGGUUCACGUCUGAGCAGGAAACAUCAGCGAAGAGAAAAAUGUCCCCACGGAGUCGGUUUAGUGUCAGUGUUCCUGUUCUGGAGCUCCUGCAGACUGAAGUGUAGGAAAAUCAUCAUGAGAAAACAAACCGAGACGGACUUUAAACGCUGCAGCGUUUUAACGUGUCAAAAUCACAGACUGUAUGUAAAAGAUGGACGUAGCCAUCGUGCUGUCACCCACUGUUUGUGACGCCUCAAGCAGAGUGUUUAGAUGGUCGCCAUCCUGGUGUUUUUGACGUCAGACAUGAUGAGCGAGGAGUGCUGAAUGUUCAUACUGUAAUGACAUAUCGAUCACAGGAAGCCCCACCCUGAAUCCUCUCCUGCUUCCUGUUCCUUGGUGACUCUCAAAUGAACAUCGUGUUUUCUUCACUAAGACCUGAAACCUGAGACUGAAACCAUAAACUCACCAGGAAAGAGUUAGAGCUCAGAGUUAUGUUCUCUUUAAUGUCCUGCUGGACAUUAGAGAGAAUGCAGGUUUAACUCCAUGUCCAUCUGUUAUAUACAGUCAGAAGGUCCAGAGCAGCCUCUGUCAGACCUCCAGGUGAGAUGUUUCAGUCUGACAUAAGCUGGAAGCCGAGAUGUGCUCCUGUAGUUACACUGUGAACGUCUCAGAUCAUUUUCAGUCUGAAACUCAAUCAGCAGGUAGUUUUGGGCACAGACUGAUGCCUGCAGCUCCUGACACAUCAGGUCCUUCACUGUCACUGUACAAUAACAACGGGCAUGCAGUGAAGCUCAGACAGCUGCAGGUUCGGAUCUGUUGAUGGCUUUUCAGCUUCGUGUGUGACCAUCUGAACUUCCUUCAACUACGCCAACUUUAACUCAGACUGCUUCUUGUUCUCCCACAUGAAACCCGACCUGCUGGGUUCAGUUUAACCCUGCAGAGAUGGACGCACAGACGGACGGCGUUAGAGCCGUCUGUACGUCCGUCUGCACGGUUCAGCUGAAACCCGUAUGUCUGUACGUGGACCGAGGAGGAGAACCAGCGGGAGGAGUUUGAUGGCUUGUAGCUGGACUAAAACUCUAAAAUCCUCUCUGAGCAUUAAAUUCUCCACGUGCGCACUUUGAAGUCAUGUGACCAAAGGAAAUGCAGCUGUGGAGCGGAUCGCGCUCGUAUUGAUUGGCUCUGUGAAACUCCUCCUCACUGAUCUCCUUGAUCCAGGUUUGUCCACACUGAGAGCUGUCAGUAAACCAGAUAUCGAAGCGUGACGGGUUUUCUCUGCUGCUGAACGACGAGCAGCACGCUCGCAUCAUCGUGACGAUUUUUGACUAAAGCUCAUGUUUUUGGUUUUUCUGCUCGCGAUCUGUUUACAUUUGUUUCUAAAAUCCUCAUUAAUAAUCUCGCAGGUUCAGCUCCCUGCCCGUGAGCAUUCGCUGCAGCCGUCUGUUUAACGUGGCCUCAGCAACCUGCUGACUGACACACAGGAAUCCAAGUUAUUGACAGAUGAAUCGAUGAUGCAGAUUUGAGCUGCCGGCCUGUAAUUGGGGAGUCUGUGUCAUGUGACCAACAUUUUUGGGUGUUUUUGCAGUGAGGAUGGAGGUUUGUUUCCUCUCUGAGUUUGGAUGAAUACGAGCCCGGGCUGACCUCUUUAACCUAGUGAAACUGACAAAGAUGAAGAUGCUGCUAUGGAGGUCUUCCUAUCGAUCAGAACUCUCUCCGUUAAUUUAGCUCCUGUCGUAUUUAUUAGUGACUGUUACUCCAAACCUUUCUGACAGUCUGCAGUGGCCCCUCCCACAAACACUAACAGCAAUUUGUUGUAUUCUGUUCAAUUAAAAAAGUCUGAAGCAGAAACUGAAAAGUUGAUUCUGAAGGUCGUGCGAUCGUCCCGUAGAUUAACCAGCACGCGCAGAAAGCUGGUCUCAGAUAAACCACCGUAAACCCCACAACCCUGAGCUGCUUUCAUCUCCAGAUGUUCAGUCCUGAUGUGGAGCCGCAGGGCUUUCAGUCGGUCCUCCUGGCUGUUCUGGCUGUCCCGGUGGCUGCUGGGUAAAGAGCACACUGCGUUACCUGUUAGUGUCACGUGUCUUUUUUCCUGUUUUGUGUCGUUAGCUUUAGCGACAGAUGAAAUGUCAAAGUGUACAAAGUGUUUUGUAUGUUUGGGAGUUGGUCGGGUUUAAAAUGUGUGAAACUGAAUAAAAUCUGAAUGAAGCUGAA